Messenger RNA from Podospora pseudopauciseta, 3132 nucleotides. RefSeq lists its product as uncharacterized. The transcript is spliced from 8 exons. The record is from RefSeq and is a predicted model, not a curated record. Bases 181 to 3051 code for a protein of 956 amino acids. NCBI's taxonomy places the organism in Eukaryota, Fungi, Ascomycota, Sordariomycetes, Sordariales, Podosporaceae.
CUGAUGGAUGAGUUCAUCUCAGAAUAUUGUCUAUAGCUCGCUUCUACCUUGAUGACCAAGCCGAUGGGCAGGUCGAGCCGAGCUGGAAUAUUUGCCCCCGAGUCACGAAGAAGUGAGCCAGAGAGCCAUGCCUUGACAGAUUGGAGCUGCCGCUGAGAAGAAACAUGGACUAUUACUGUGAUGACUGAGCCGUCGCAGAGAAGAGCCUAUAUAAGACAUGAGCGUCAACAGAGACUUGUGCUGGCUCUAUGUCAGGUACCCGUAUCCGUCCUUGACUCGCUCAGCAACACUGCCAUCAUGAGGUGUCACAUCUUCACCUCGAUCCUCUCUUUUCUCUUUUUCUCUUUGUUCCUCCCUUGUGUCCUCGCCCAGGUCCUCCGAGAUGACUCUCCUAUCUGGGUACAAGGAGCGUUCGAGGACGCAACCGUCACCGCCAAUGACACAUCCUACAACGCCGGCGGUACAAUCACCGUCAACGGCUUCGUUUUGAACAUCCCCAGAAACCUCUUGGUCCAGUUUCCUGCCGCGUGGGUGCCGUGGAGAGACUUUGUCGCGAGCAAGUCAGACUUCAUUGGGUUUGAGACCUUGGUCAUGGGCAACACUAUCGAGGGAGACCCCCGUGUCGGUCAGGUGGUCAUCACCGAGUUCUUCGAGGGCCUCAGCUUCGGCUUCAUCGAGUCCCUCAAUUACACUGAUGGUAGCAUGAAGAUCGAGAACGGACCUACCGUCCGCAUCAGCGAUCCCAACGGUGUCUUCUCUGUUGGGUAUGACGGUGCGCCGUUCAUGACGGCGGAUGAUCAAAGUCCCAGCAUCACUGCGUUUUCAGGAUUUCCUAUGUGUAUCCCCCGCAACGGUUCUGAUCCCUUGUGUCCGUUGAGCAAUCGGCCUACUGGCCGUCCCGGAAUCUUCCGCGCCCCCGACCCAUUGGUCAUGGCCCCCUUCCUCCCGGGCGAUCUCAUCACCUUCAGUGGCUUCCGGCGCGGCGACGAAGUCAUCGCCUUCAGCAUCGUCGCCCAAAACGUUCAGAUCACCACUGGCGAUGACAUUGUCUACAUCCGCAUGGAGCUCGCUCUCCUCGGUAUCUUCAGUCCCAGCCCGGCAGCUGAAAUCGCUGACUCCAGAUUCAUCGGCUUCUCCUCCAACCCCCGCACCUCGGUAACCCUCUACGCCCUCGACGUAAACCCCUGCACAGGCGAGACAACAGAACGCAUGAUCGCUGGCGUCGGUCUUCGCGGUGGACGUAACUUCCAGAACAAGUUCGAGUACCGCAAUGAGAUCCUGUUUGGCUACACAAGGGAGUAUCGUGCCGUAGCUGAGAUUGACGGUGUUCCCAUCACCCGGAGGACCAGGAACGGAAUUCUGGCAGGGAGCUACAUCCAACCUGUGAACGUGUGGGUUCAGACCGAGAUGGACAUCCCGGGGUUGUUCGCCAACGGCGUGCCGUUUGAGUUUCGGGAGAUGGAGUUCUUGACCAAGGGUGUUGGGAGGGACGAGAAUGCGAAUGUCUGGGGUCCGUUGGAUCCGUUUCCGCAGUCGUUGGUGCCGAUUUCUGCGCCGAACUGUGGAGGAGUGAACUCGAGGAGGGGAGCCGAAGGUCGUGAACCUAUCAAGGGUCCUGUGAGAUCGCGGAUCCAAAGACGGAGGACGUUUGGGUCGCGAUUUGGCCGAAUGAAGGCUGAGGCAGUUGCUGGCGCGGACAACAAAGGCACCGAGGAGCCAGAGGUUGUUGUUGCUCCUGCGGAAAUCGCAGCUAUUGAGGAGAAGGCGGAGCUUGAUGCUGUGUUGGAGCAAGAUCAGAUUGAAUCUUUGUUUGGGCCGAAGCCCUGGGAGCAAUACCUCCCACACUUGACGAACCCCAUACUCACAUAUAACCUCUCCCUACGGCCUCAGUCGCUGCUCCUCACCCACCUCACCGACGCAAGCAUCGAAAUGGCGCAACCACGUGCAAAACCCAUCGAGCCUGGAGAACUCGACACUCACCCGGGCUAUGCUCGGAGGAACGAGGUUGUCAGAAGGGCUGACUACCUUAUUCAAAAUUAUCUCGAAGUACCUCCUCAUAUUCAAGCCGCAUACAACAUCAUCACUAGUAGACGCCAAGAUUGGGCCAUGGUUGACAACGCGACAAUAUGUCACAUUAUCGACUCACUCCCACCCGGGCUCACAGAGCGCAAAAUUUACAGAAGAGACGACCUCAAGGAGCCCAACCCCUUGAACGAACCGGGCUACUACCAAAUAAUGCGCCGUAUCCUCACCGCCGAACAUAUCUUCUACACAGGACCCCUAGCAGGACACAUCCUUGAGCAAAUGGGCGAGCCCGGCGGUCCUUUCAAGUACUACCUCAAACAAUCCAACAUCUGCAUCACCAACCUCCUCCACUUCACCCGAGCCGUCUCCCACAAAGCCCAAAAGCCCAAGUUAUCCCCCACCGAGAAGAAAACCCCGUCCCAAAGCUCCUCCAGCAAGCCUCCCUCCAUCGACCCUCCACCCAACAACAGUAUAAUCCACCCACAGUUCCAGUACAACAACAUCAACCGCCAAUCCUACUUCUUCGAAGACAUGUCCCGCGUCCUCCGCAAAAAACCAGACAACCACACUCAGCUCGAGCACCGCACCUUUCUCCUCCCCGACUCUCGAUCCCCCCACGAGUACAUCGACAAAGGAAUCCUCAAAAUCAACUCCCACACCCUCCUGUUCGACACAACCCUCAACAACACCCUUCUGAAACUCAUCCAAGAGCUCGACGUCAGACCAGGUAUCAUCGUAAAAGAGUUCUCCUUCUGGCCAGACGGAGCGGACUCAAACCUGCCAGAGACACCCAGUAGAUGGACCGAUUUCUACUCGGUCCAGCACUGGCUCUCAGACAACUACACCAUCUACCCUUUCGCCCUCCCAUCUCCCAAUCCUCCCUCCGGAAGCGGUUUCGUAGCCUGCAUGCCCAAAAUCUACGUCCUCAAGAAAAAGACGUCGUCGCUAGGUGUAUCGAAGCUUAUCGGAAGAGCGAGGAGUCUUAGUAGGGGUGCCUCGCCAUCUCCAGGGCAGCCAUCAUCAUAGGAAGAGAUAGUAGAAUGGGAAAAGUGAUUAGAAAUCUACAAUAUCCCCAAAAAAACGGGGUUGAAAAAAAGGAAUGCAAGC